Molecule: messenger RNA, 1813 nt
Organism: Triticum aestivum (bread wheat)
Lineage: Eukaryota; Viridiplantae; Streptophyta; Magnoliopsida; Poales; Poaceae
Exons: 5
Coding region: 141-962 (273 amino acids)
Molecular function (GO): zinc ion binding; RNA binding
Source: RefSeq, a predicted model, not a curated record
GCGUCUCCCGGUUCCCACCCUCUACCGCCGCCGCUCGCCACCUUCGGCGUGGAACUCCGGCCCUCUCCACUGCCGCGUUCCUCUGCCACUCCCGCUGGUGUCUGGGUCUCUGGGACAAGUUUUCGGAGCACGCCUUAAUAAUGGAGUCGGAUCUGCUCAUCAGGCGGGAGGAAAUUGGGCCCAAAAGAGAAUAUGAUUUUCGCAGCAGGUGUAGCGAGAUAUUUAUGUGGGGUGUCUUUGAUCCCGACGAAUUACUGCCAAAGCGGCCAGCAGUGAAAGGCAAAUUGGAUGAGCAAAAAAUCAAUGGUCGACCAAAGGAGGUAAAGAAUCAAGAUCAACAAAAAGCACCAAUAAUGAAAAUUGGCAUGUCUUCCAUUUACCUUACGACACGUUGGAGGGCUCCAGAUUCGGACGCGUGCUACAUCUGUGGACAGGACGGUCACCAUGAGCAGUUUUGCCAUUACAAUUAUAUCUAUGGGCGAUAUGGGUUAUAUGACCAACACACUUGUAGAGCAAACUGCCUUCCUGGACAACACACAAUGGCCAUGGCUUGUCGAAACCUUUUGCGGAGUUUCAUACGCGUGAAUAACAUGCCAUCGCAAUUCUGUACAUGGGACCUUCGGAAGCUCUUGGAACCAUUUGGACCGCUGCUGAUGUGCCAUGUUCCAAUGGGCAGUUCUGAAGUGCGCAGGGGAUAUGGCGUUGUUAUCUUCAAGGAUCGUGGGGAUGGGGAGAGGGCAAUCGAAGUGCUCAAUGGCUAUCUCGUAGGCAAGAGUAAACUGCGAGUUGACUGGGCUUAUGCAAUGGCCCCUGGUGGUAGACCAAGUGAGAAAUGCAAGAUCUCGACGACAAAGAGGGUUUUCAAGAGGCGAGCUCUGCUGCAAGGUGUGCUUGCAACAAACCACUUGGUUGGUUUCAUUCAAUGUUUAACCGUUUCCUACAGUAUAUUUAGGCGGUCCUGACUCAGUGGUGUUUCCAGGGGCCGGAAAGCAGCGAGCUCGUGGUUUUCUCUUCCCCAAGUUUUGGAGGUUCUACCCCUCCCGUAAUACGCUCUUGCUUCGGCGGAGGAAGAGUAACAAGACAGUGCCGAUCAAUGAGGCAGGGGAGGAACGAAAAGAAACCAAUAUGAAAAGUAGUGGUGCCAUCAAAACCUCCUGGAGGGAUCCAGACGCUAAAUCCUGCUGGAUGUGCGGGGACGAGGAGUGAGGGCACACGGAGCCGACGUGCCCUUACAACUGCCUAUCUCCCGCCUCAUACGCUCCCUGCAGGACGCGGCUGCUCCUCUGGCAACAUGAAACCCGCCGCGCAUGUCCGAGGCCUAAAGAUCUCGAUGCGAACAGCUUAAGGCGGCUCAAGUUCCUGCGAUGCUUCGUGCGCGUGAACAACCUGCCGAGGCAAUGUUGCCAGGAGGAACUCGUCGGCCUGUUCGUCGGGUUCGGACCGCUGCGGAGCUGGCAUGUCGCCUUUGAUGAUGAUGGCGGCUUCGGGGCCUGCAGCGGCUUCGGCUAUGUGGUCUUCCGGCACCGUGCGCAUGCGGAGGAAGCCAUUGAUGUGCUCAAUUGCUGCGUCUUUGGUGGCCGUAAGCUGCGAGUCGACUGGGCCUAUCCUUGCGCGUAGUGGAUGGAAUCGUGACUCGUGAGUUUUGAGGUCGGACUGGAACUAGAAAUGUGGCCAGUUUUCCUUUUUUUCGAAUCCUUUUUGAAGUUAAGAACCUGGCUCAGUGAACCGAAAUUUGUUUGGUUGGCACAUGUUAUCCUGUGUGGAACCCCGUUGCAGUGUUUGGCCUAAGAUUGUACAGCACAAAGUAAUCAGA